ACAAGGAGGAGGCGGUGUGGAGUUUGGAUGCUGUGUCGGGGCUGAGCUGCCGAGUCUCACUUCAAAUUCAGCACAAGUUCUUCACCAAGUUUCACUGAACAAGCGGCGGAAUAGUUGAGCAGGAAUGGAGCUUUCGGCGGCCCGGUUGUGUGUCUCACUGUUGAGCCUCUUCGCAGGGUUGACCUCAGGUCUAGAGAUCACAUCAUCUUCAGCAUCUACGCCCACGGAGGUGGCCAGCGGACAGAGCGUGAAGCUGGAUUGCCAGUUCACUCUGGCUUCUGAAGAUUCUGGACCGCUGGAUAUUGAAUGGAGCUUGGUGGCGUCUGACAACCAGAAAGACGACCAAGUGAUCAUUUUGUACUCUGGCGACAGAGCCUACGAGAACUACGACACACCCGUCAAAGGUCGGGUCCACUUCAAUUCGCCCGAUCCGAAGAAUGGCGACGCCUCAAUCAACGUUCUAACGGUGAAGUCAACGGACACCGGCACCUACCAGUGCAAAGUGAAGAAGGCCCCUGGUGUCCGCAACAAGAAAAUGCAGCUGCUUGUUAUGGAGAAGCCGUCCAAGCCCAGGUGCUACACUGAGGGCUCCACACAUGAAGGCAAAGACGUUGUGCUGAGGUGCACAUCUGAUGCAGGAAGCAAACCCAUGAAAUACAGCUGGGAGAAGACUACUGGCAGCAAAGUGCUGCCCGCCUCCUCAGUGCUGGAUCCUGUGUCAGGCACAGUCAACGUGAAGAAUGCAUCUGCCAGUGCAUCUGGCACGUAUCGCUGCACCGCUACCAAUCGCGUUGGCGCCGAGCAGUGCGUGCUCGAUCUCAGCGUGACAGCUAUCCCGAAUACUGCCGGCAUCGUCGCGGGAUCCAUAAUCGCUGUCCUGUUGAUCCUCCUCAUCAUCGCCAUUAUCCUGUUCUGCUUCUGCCGUGCCCGUAACAGGAAAAAGUACGAGAAGGAAAUCUGCAACGAGAUAAGAGAGGAUGUGCCCCCUCCCAAGAGUCGCGCUUCAACUGCUCGAAGCUUCACUGUGGCCAGCCAGCGCUCCUCACUGGGCUCCAUGUCGCCUUCCAACCUGCACGAGUAUGCCCUGAAGCCUCAGUACGACAAGAUUCCCUCAUCAGAGGAGUACGACAGGCCUCCGAGCCAGGCUCCGGUGCUGCCGCCCUCGGCCGGCAAGAUGGCCGGCUACAACCUGAGUCGCAUGGGGGGCAUCCCUGUCAUGGUUCCUGCCCAGACGAGGGACGGUUCAAUCGUCUAGCAGAUCGUCUUCACGGGAAAGGACUGUGCAAAGAGGGGAUGGAACGGAAGGAAGCGGGACAAAAGCUGGGAUGGAUGCACUCGCCUGAUUUUUAGCUCUUUAUUAUUUACAUACGGGAAUAUUCUCUGCUUAUGGAGACCCGGCUCUGCUGUGGUGCUGAGAAGAGAAUUUGAGUUGUGCACAACAGAGUAAAUGAAGUUUUUAUCAAAUGCAAAAACAUACAAAAAAACUUUUAUGAAUUUUGUCUCCUGGACGUAAAGUUAGUGUGGGUAUAAAGCAGACCGGCAAAGUAAAUAUCUAUUGUAUAUAUGCAUGUUUUUUUGUUUAGUUUCUGUCUCCUGUCUGUUUUUUAAACAUACAUGGCCCCUGCUGUAGAGUUGUACUGUAUGUUUAAAACAGAUCCAGGCCCCUGAGUGGCCUGCUGUACAGCUGUAUGCAUGCAUGUAUAAAAUUACAGCUGUGUGUGCGUGAGCGUGUGUCUGUGAGGCAGUAUAAGUUUCUCUUUCAUUUGCUUUCUUUAAAAUACUAAAUAACUGUUUGAUCCAGUCUUCACUCCUCAGAGACGCUCGUUAGGAGGAAAGUCACAGAUCUGGUUUAAUCCCUGCACCAAGUGCACCGACUGCUUAUGUGGGUCAGCCGUUUUCUUUCCAACGCUUCUUCUGUUGUUUGAAUUGUCCACUGUGGGGUUGGCCGGGGAUUUGAGGGUGGACAGGAUUGGCUGGCGGCGAGGGGGAGGUUCAGCCGAGCAGAUCUUGUGAUUGGGUGUAUUAUUGCUUCUUGAGCGAGCUUGAAAAGGAGCAGUGUCCAUCCCCCAACUCUUCUCCAGAAAACUUUGAAGAGGUGUAGAGAAAUAACGGAGGCCGCUGGACAACAAGGUUCACUGAGCACUCGGCACUGAUUAUGUUUGACAGGCCUUUAACCACCCGAAGGACGAGUAGGCAUCCCGAACGGGUUAAACACCAAGUUUGAAUUCAUUGGUAGUAGCUCAACCCCCUCAGAGCUGCCACGUAUGCAGUCCUCUGUAUCUGAGGUGCAUUACAAGGAGCCUGUAUCUUAAUUAACCUUCUCUGUGUGGUUAAUGUGAAACCUUUUGUGGCUUAAUUAAGAUGUUUUUUAAUGAUGUAAAGCAGGAGGAAGACAGUUCCCACACAGAGAAACAAAUGGUGAAUAUUCUGUGUGUCUACGUUAUAACCGGUCCAAGUUUAUCUUGCUCUCAGAUCCUGUGAACGUUGGUGCAGCCGGUCGGUUUAAGUUGCCACAGCGACGUUGGUUAUUUAAUUCCCAUUCUUCCACCAUUUGGAAGACCAAAAAUCUCAGCUUCUAUUUUCUAAGAAAAAUAAAGGCAGUAAUUUAGCAGGAAAAGCGUUUCUUUUCACUCUGACGCCUUAUUGUACUCCUCGUUUUAGCCUUACACCUUCUCCUCCGUUCACUUCCUCACAGCUCAGUUAUGAUGACUUCUAUCGUGCCUUGGUUUCCCAGUUGAGUUGCGUUGUAGCGCGUCUGCCACUGGUACACCGCGCCGUGUGCAGUAACAUCGCCCUGCAUGGCCGCCAGUGCCACGACAUCAGAAGAACAAUAAUCUAUGCGCAGCCUGUUUUGUACCUUCUGUUGUCCCACUCCCACUUGCCUCAUACGAUUUUUCCCACGGCUUGCAAAACCUUUACGACUGUCUUAAACCUAUUUUUUUAUUCCAAAAACAUGAUUUUGUUCUUCUUUUUUUUAAACUUCAUUUUAAACCUCAGUAAUUGAUGUGCUUUUUAAGAAAAGAGACAAAACAGCUAAAUGGCUCUGGCUGUACGUAUAAAUAUUUUGUCAAACUAACCCUAUCUAAUCGCAACAAAAUGAAAGAUGUAAAGACGACACUGUCUAUGUGGAUGUUUGUGAUGCUCUGCUGUGCUUGACAAAUCUAUAUCUAGGAGGGGGUUAGUGCAGAGAGCGUGUGCGUCAGGUUUUCGUGUGUGAAUCCCAGUAUCUAAGAGGAGGUGACAGCUGUAGAAAAGUCUUGGCCCCUGGACUGCAGAUUUGAUGUAACACCAAGAAAAGUGAGAUGUGGGCCUGUCUAGACAAAGAAUUACAUCUGUCAGAUCUACUUAAACACUCUUCUGUGUGCAGGUUUGUGUGUGCGAGAGAGAACUGGCUGAUGUGUUGCUGAGGGGAGUUUGUUGUGGGCCCUUGUAGGAUUCUCUUUAGACCCUUCACCUGCUGGCAAAGUGUACAGAGGGGCUCCUGCUACUGUCCCCCUCUGUGCUCA
This is a messenger RNA of Haplochromis burtoni (Burton's mouthbrooder), 3506 nucleotides long. It is a transcript of the gene cxadr, whose product is annotated as CXADR Ig-like cell adhesion molecule. Gene Ontology annotation, biological process: homotypic cell-cell adhesion. Lineage: Eukaryota; Metazoa; Chordata; Actinopteri; Cichliformes; Cichlidae. The coding region runs from base 125 to 1255 and encodes 376 amino acids. Gene Ontology annotation, cellular component: intercalated disc; basolateral plasma membrane; bicellular tight junction. Gene Ontology annotation, molecular function: cell adhesion molecule binding. The record is from RefSeq and is a predicted model, not a curated record. The transcript has 7 exons.